Molecule: messenger RNA, 3470 nt
Organism: Strongylocentrotus purpuratus (purple sea urchin)
Lineage: Eukaryota; Metazoa; Echinodermata; Echinoidea; Camarodonta; Strongylocentrotidae
Product: adhesion G protein-coupled receptor L3
Exons: 23
Coding region: 317-3187 (956 amino acids)
Biological process (GO): positive regulation of miRNA-mediated gene silencing; negative regulation of hippo signaling; cell surface receptor signaling pathway
Cellular component (GO): transcription regulator complex; adherens junction; P-body
Molecular function (GO): G protein-coupled receptor activity; transcription corepressor activity
Source: RefSeq, a predicted model, not a curated record
AGAUUCAGGCCUUUUUGGUCGAUAACAAAAGUUUUGCGAAACUUCCUUCUGCACAAAUAUAAUCUAUAAAAGGAACUCGCGGCCAUCUUGAAAACUGCGUGGCAUUCUUUUGCCUUUAUUAGCUGAGCGUUCCCUGCAGUUUCUAGCGAAAUGUAGGACUUACAAGGAUUUACUUCAGGCUUCAGCGUAAUUAUUUGAUUUGUUCGGAAUAACGAACUAAUGUUUUUCGGGGAGAAGCUGGUAUAAUUGUAUUGAAACACAAAGUAAGCCAUGUAAGAUGUUAACCGCAAAGAGGAGGUAACGGCUUUAUUCCAAGAUGUGGAGAAUAAUUCUUCCUGGUGUUCUAUUGUUACUUUACAUCAACAAUGCUUCAUCUCAGAACACCACUGACGCCCCGGGCGCGGCGAUCACGGGCGACAUCGUCACACCCACCGCGAAUGUUAUGACAACCGGCGACGAAGGCUUGAACAGAGCCGAGAUCAAGUGGCUCGCCAUCGUCGACGAACUCAUGGCCCCCAAAUCGCAGAGUUUCAACGAUACGUUCUAUAGCAUCAUAGAAACAUAUCCAUUCACGUCGUCAUGGGUCAUUGAGGAUGUGUACUUCAACGGCGACUUCAUGUUAAAUGCGACAACGCGUCCCGACAUGACUGUGUUAUCGGCUGACGAGCUCCUGCAGAUCCUGUCCGUGGUCAUUGACGUACUUGACGACAGUAACGUGAACCUGACGACCAGGGAGGUGCUGGUGACGACGGCCUUCAUGCAGGAUCUCACGGCCGCCAUUCUCCUCGAGAUGUCGGAGAACGAUCUCACGGGCGAUUUCGGAGAGUUCGAGAGUGUCAUGUCGUAUAUCAUUGAGAUAUGUGAUAUAAUGCUUGACGAGGAAUACGUGGACUUAUGGUUGGACAUACAAAGAGCCUACCCUGUCUAUGCUACCGUGGUCGAGACCAUCGACGUUGCAUCGUUGGCCAUCGCUAACCUGAUCGACUCCCCGGGGACGCUCAAGUCACAUGUCAAAAACAUAAAUUAUCUCCUAGUCAAGGAUUCAUGGUAUAACCUUACCCAGACCUAUCAGGAUUAUAUAUUCCAGGUCAGAGAUAAUGAGGGCAUACUCAUUCCAGAACUAUAUCUUGAACAGGCAGACUUCGAUUAUUAUGACGCGGUAGCCUUCGUGAGUGUGCAGUAUAAGGGCGUGAGUGACAUGAUGGGCAAAAAUCAGACACGUGUCUCAGUAUCAACCUCGAUCAAAGACCAAAGCUCAUCAUAUGACCCAAGGAUAUUAAACAAUGAUGUGAUUUCCAUGACAGCCAUCCGAGUUCCUGACUUCAGUAGUACGAGUAUACCAGUGAUCUAUAGAUUCGGAAAUCUGGAAAAGAAACUUAAGCAUUGGGACGUGAUAUGCGCCUUCUGGAAUUUCGAUAAAUCCUCUGAUGAAGGUGGAGUAUGGGAUGACACGGGAUGCAAGAUGGUGGAAGGGUCAUCCACGGCCUGGUCUACUCAGUGUCUCUGUAAUCAUACCACCAACUUUGGCUUGAUUCUUCUCGAACACGAUCCAGAGUAUAUUGACUGGGAUUUCAUCGUUCAAACCUGGUUGUGGUCCAUCGCAGCGGCUGUUUCAGUCUUGCCUCUCUUUCCAUUUUUCGGAUUCCUCAUCUAUCUUACGACAAUAAAUUCCAAGCGUAGAUCAGCACAAAUCAACUUCGUCUUCAGUUUGAUUAUGAUGUUACUCGUACUAGCAACAAACGAGGUGGCUAAAUGGCAAAAGAGCGACAUUGCAUGCAUGGGUUUUGGUAUAGCCAUGCACCUCUUCACCACGGCCACCUUCGCCUGGUUGUUCGUCAUCAGCAUUCUGCUUUUUACGCGAGUCACUGAGUUUACUAGUAAAGAGGCGCCUCAUUGGAUGGCCUUUCUCAUUGGUUGGGGUACUCCUCUGCUGACGGUCGGUGUUACCAGUGGUUUGCUUUAUACAGAAUACGGAGUAGGACCAAGAUGUUGGUUCAACAACAACAGCCAGAUCAAGAUGGCAUUUAUGGUACCGACACUGGUUUACAGCUUGCUAACUAUCUUGCUCCUGUUGGCAUCAAUACGGGCUAUUGUGCAGGCGGGGAAUAUCACACUCUUUGAGCGAGAAAAGGAGGAGCUACUGAAAUUAAGAGCUACUUGUAUGUGCUUCCUCGCAUUAUCUCCUGAGCUGAGUAUCUUCUACUUCUGCGGCCAUUUUUCUUUCAUCAACCCCAUGAUCGGUUAUGCCUUUGGUGCACUCAUGCCGUUCCAGGGUCUAUUAGUGGUCCUCCUAGAGAAACAUUUCAACAAAGAGCUUGAAGAAGCAUACAAGCUCAAACUGAACCCACCAGAAGAACUAAAGGAUGAAUACGAUAUUUGGGCUGCAGAAUUGGAUGAUGCAGUCAGAGCCGAUUCAUCUUUGGCUAAGGAGGAGGAAUAUUUCAGUAGUGGCAGAAAAUCUCAAACGUCGGUACUUUCGAUGCGAGGAAUCAAACUAGCACGAGCCGUACGGAAUGCCAAACCUCAAAUGGUAGGAGGUAAAGGAACCAAGACUACAGGCACCAAGAAAAAGAAAAAGAAAAAGAAGGCGGCCAACGAGACGCCUACCGAAGUUCUGAAAGAGUCCGCCGUCCGAGAGCAAGCCGACGGCGAGAGCCGAGGUCGCAACUCUACCGAGCCGCCGUCGAUGCCGCCUAGCAAACCGAAGAUCGGGUUCAUGAAGACGGACUAUUCCGAGCUCGAUGAACAGCCGUUGGUCAGGACAAAGCAGACGGCUAGGGAGAUCGCAGCAACACUGCCAAAGAGCGCUACCCCAAGAACACCCGGGGGUCGAAACACGCCGGGAAGGCGUACACCAAGCGGGAAGAAGUCCCCUCGGAAAACCCCCACCCCGAGAAAGAGCCCGAUACCCCGAAGUCCGUCCUUACCCGGCGCGCCUGACGACCCCGACGAGGAUUUUGGUGCGCUGCUAGCCCCACCACCGAGGGGGGAUCGAAAAUCCCCCGAAGGUGCUGUGGUCAAUGAUGCUUACGAGGACGAGGACGAAUACUAUGACGAGAACGGAGAGUAUUACGGCGAUGAGGAUUACGACGAUUACGGGGAGUAUGAUGAGAAUGGGGAUUAUUACGACGAGGAUGGCGAGUAUUACGAAGAUGGGGAUUACGACGAAUACGAAGAAGAAUAUUAGUGAUCAUAUUCUCCUCAAAACUUACUCUCGAUGGAAAGAUUUGUAUCGGCGUCGAUGAUGUUAAUUUUGAUAUAAGACGGCCAACCGUGAUGCUGUCUAUCCGAAUAAUUAUGACAAAGAUGAGAUGUUUUUACCGUGAGAUAAAGACUCAGGAAGAAUGCCAAUACAUUUUCAGCAGGGAUCGACAAAGAAGAGCAGACUUCCAAUGGCUAUUAUUUUGUGUGUAUAAUUUAAGUUAUACAAAUCGUUUCCCCCACCCCCUCUCGUUCUCUCUCGCCUAUAA